AUGACUCUGGCGUUCAUCCUCGUUGAUCCUGACAAGCUUCGAAGGAACGACGGCACCGCCAUCGCCAAAUACGAACAUCUCUCAGCUUGGCAAGACGUCUGUCAAACUGUGGCACUCUUGAGAGACCCAGUCAUACUACUUCUGACACCCACAUUCUUCACCCUGGAAAUCUUCUUCCCGUUCAUGGCUUCAGUCAAUGCUUACACGUUCAAUCUCCGUACUCGUACGUUGAAUGCCAUACUUGGAAAUGCCAUUCAGAUUCCAUGGACUCUGCUGGCGUCUGGUUGUGUCGUUGAACAUAGCUCGACCGAAUCAGAAGAAUAUCUCCUAGUUAUGGAACUGUGUCGUUUUGAUCUUUCAAUGCCUGUAUCAGGUCUGGAGCCGUGA
Molecule: messenger RNA, 387 nt
Organism: Cladophialophora bantiana CBS 173.52
Lineage: Eukaryota; Fungi; Ascomycota; Eurotiomycetes; Chaetothyriales; Herpotrichiellaceae
Exons: 1
Coding region: 1-387 (128 amino acids)
Source: RefSeq, a predicted model, not a curated record